Exophiala aquamarina CBS 119918 is the source of this 1560-nucleotide messenger RNA. RefSeq lists its product as uncharacterized. Gene Ontology annotation, molecular function: oxidoreductase activity, acting on paired donors, with incorporation or reduction of molecular oxygen; heme binding; monooxygenase activity. NCBI's taxonomy places the organism in Eukaryota, Fungi, Ascomycota, Eurotiomycetes, Chaetothyriales, Herpotrichiellaceae. The transcript has 4 exons. Bases 1 to 1560 code for a protein of 519 amino acids. The record is from RefSeq and is a predicted model, not a curated record.
AUGGCUUUUACCACAGCAUUAUGUGCACUUCUAUCGCAUGAACAGUACCAGUCCUUUACACUCCUCUACUAUAUUGUAGCGGCUCUCGUACUCUACGAGGUCGGCUGGAUAUUUCAUUGUCGGUUCUUCCACCCGUUUUCAACCAUUCCCGGGCCAUUCCUUGCCUCUUUCUCCCGCUUAUGGAUUGGAGCGUCCCUCGCCGGUGGUCGAGCAGAACAUACGCAAAGAGACCUUCAUGCACGUUAUGGCCAUCUAGUGCGCAUCGCCCCGAACGAAGUCGCCAUAUCCGAUCCUUCAGCUGUCAAGAUUAUAUACAACAUCAAGUCUGGAUUCACCAAAACAGACUUUUACCCACCGUUUGCACCAAACAUCAGUCCUCACGGCGACCAUUUCACUCAAUUGGAUGAGGCCAAGCACGCCGAGAGGAGGAAGUUCGUGAAUUCUGUUUACUCCAUGUCGACAAUAUUGGAGAGUGAGCAAUAUAUUGACGCAUGCUCGGAUGUGUUCCUGGAAAAGAUGGCCCACUUCGCGAAGACGAGGAGCCACAUUGAUAUGGGUGAAUGGAUCCAAUGGUACACCUUCGACGUAAUUGGGGAGCUCUUCUUCGGGCAGCAAUUUGGCUUUAUGCGGGACGAGCACGAUUAUGGUCACUAUAUUGAGAGCCUGGACACCCUUUUGCCAGGAAUUGCACUCUCCUGUGUCCUUCCAUCCUACCUGCGUCCCUUCCAUUCGACUUUAGGCCUUCUUUUCCCAGCAAUCCGGAAAUCAAUCAGCGGCUUUGAUGAGAUUCGCGCGGCCGGAAGACAUUGGACCAAUGUUCGGCAGAACCAGAUGAAUGCGGGCACUGUGACCGGACGAGUCGACCUGCUAGACAAGUUCUUCAAGAUCAAGGAGAGUAAAGAGGGCUUUAGUAUCCCCGAAAUUCAGAACGAAGCCUGCGUGGCCAUAUUUGCGGGUAGCGACACUACGGCUAUUGCGAUCCGUUCGAUUCUGUACCAUCUUAUGAAGAACAUGACAUGCAUGGAGAAGCUGGUGGCAGAGAUUGACGAGUUCGACUCUCGCGGAAAACUUGGGAGGACACACAUCACCUAUACCGAGGCAAUGAAAAUGCCUUAUCUGGUUGCAUGCUGCAAGGAAGGUAUGAGAUUGCACCCGAGCGUUGGCCUUGGAAUGCCACGAAACGUACCACCAGGAGGAGCCACAAUUGCCGGUCAUUAUUUCCCUGAAGGCAGCCGAGUCUCCAUGAACGCGGCCGUGGUCCACUACGAUCAGUCGGUCUUUGGAGAUGAUGCUGCACAGUUCAAUCCAGACAGGUGGAUCAGCGACGCAGCCUCUGUAAUGGAGCGACAUCUGCUGCAUUUUGGGGGAGGGGCGAGAACUUGCAUCGGUAAAAAUAUAUCCCUUGCAGAGAUGCAUAAGCUCAUCCCACAGCUGCUUAGAAGGUUUAGUAUCCAACUUGUGGAUCCUUCUAAGGAAUGGAAGACGGACAACUUUUGGUUCAAUAAGCAAACAAAUAUACAUGUCCGGAUAGAUUAUCGAAAAGGAAGGUCGGAGAUGUAG